Molecule: messenger RNA, 1010 nt
Organism: Anastrepha obliqua
Lineage: Eukaryota; Metazoa; Arthropoda; Insecta; Diptera; Tephritidae
Exons: 3
Coding region: 132-704 (190 amino acids)
Source: RefSeq, a predicted model, not a curated record
UUAACCUACGCUUCACAAAAAAAUUAUAAUUUUUGCUUGUUGGAAAAGUGUGUGGUUUGCAGGGUAGCUAAAACUCUAAAAGCUUUACAAAUAGUGUUGGUUCCCCACAAUUUCGAAAUUCGAAAACUUGUAUGACGCACCAGCUGGAGACGUCCCUUAAUAACGAGCAAAUGGAUCCGUAUAUGAAGUCAACACACACAAAGCGCUUUGUGGUGGAAGAUUCAAUAACCAAAGUGACUUCCGAUGGCGAGCCACAUGAGAUGAUGACAAUGAUUGCCGGCCUCUCGGGCCUUUUUGCUGCCAUGAUAAUUCUAGCUGUGCUAAUAUCCCUACUCAGUUGCAAGAGCGACAAGAAGGCGAAACAUUGCAAAAAUUGCCCGCGCACAAACAAUUGUAAAGACAAUUUUGCACGCAACUCUAGUUUGAAUGAGAGCACCACACGCUCAUCCAUAUCGACUACCUAUACACGAGCUACAAGCCUCGAAGAAGGCAAUUCAGUACCAGCAACGCCAAUUUACAAUCCAACCGUUUCGGUAAUUUCUUCGGGCAAUCUUUCGGGUAACCUGAACUCAGCUUUCAUGAAUAGCGAACUAAAUUUGGCCAACACUUUGUCGAAACCAAAGAAGAAGAAAACACACUGGAGUGAUGAGGUGGAUGCGCAACUGCGUAUGAAGGAAACCACUGUGGAUAUUGAGCGAUUUUGAGGAAAUCAAUUAAGAAAGCAUGAGGGAUUUCAGCUAUACGAAUUUAUGCGCAUGCGCGGAUUGAUACAAUAUUUCGGCUGGGCUGCAUGUUUGUUUCGCUGUUGUAAUUGACAAAGCGAGGACGCGCUUGCUAAAUGUGAAGACUGAUUGGGGGAGGUUGUAGCAAAAGCCUCUUUCGUUUGUUUUGUUCUUACGAAAAGUUUAUAGUAAUUUUCAAAAAAUUACGAGCAUAAAUAUAUAGAGCACACAAUUACCUGAUAUAUAUAAAUUUACUUUAGAAUUUAGUGUUAAGCCCAUUCAAGGUGU